Messenger RNA from Manihot esculenta (cassava), 1395 nucleotides. RefSeq names its product AT-hook motif nuclear-localized protein 9. The transcript has 5 exons. Bases 63 to 1133 code for a protein of 356 amino acids. Gene Ontology annotation, molecular function: minor groove of adenine-thymine-rich DNA binding. The record is from RefSeq and is a predicted model, not a curated record. Lineage: Eukaryota; Viridiplantae; Streptophyta; Magnoliopsida; Malpighiales; Euphorbiaceae.
GAUUACAGAGAGGAGUAAAGAUUUAUAUAUAUAUAUUUUUUAUUUUAUAUCUCUCACUGUAUAUGUGUGUGUAUUUGAGUUUUAUGUUUGUGUUUUUAGACAUAAAAAUGGCGAGGGAAGCUGCUGAUGCAUGCAUGGAAGAUAAAGAUAUGAUCUCCACAACCUCACAGCAGUCUCCGGUUACCAUUAAGCAUGAUCCUCAGGUGACAGGGGUGGUGGACGACGAAGAAAAAGAGCCAAACUUUGGUGGUGGUAGUGGUGAUAGCGGUGGCGGUGGUGCAAUAGUAGCAGGCUCUGGAGGAGGCUCGGUUAUUGUUGAAAUGACAGGGAAGAGGAAGAGAGGAAGGCCUAAGAAGUUUGAUAUGGAUUCAGAAAUAAUAUCGCCGUUGCCGUCGCCACCUCCUGGCUUUCCUUCUUCCCUUUCAAGGACUUUUGAGAAGCGGGGCAGAGGGCGUCCCCGUGGUUCCGGUAGACUGCAACUCUUGGCUUCCCUUGGAAGUUUUGCUGCAGAAACAGCAGGUGGAAGCUUCAUUCCUCAUGUAGUUCCUGUGAACACUGGAGAGGAUAUUGUAAGUAAGAUUUCUUCAUUUGCUGAAAGGGGUUCUCGAGCAAUUUGCAUUCUUUCUGCUACUGGUGUUGUCUCAAGUGUCGUUAUUCGUCAGCCUGGUCUUUCUGGUGGAAUUUUGAGAUAUGAGGGCCGCUUUGAGAUUCUCUCCCUGUGUGGAUCAUUCACAUUUGAUGAAACAAGUGGUGCAAAUGGCAAAACUGGAAUGUUAAGUGUUUCCCUGGCUAAACCUGAUGGUCGAGUUUUCGGUGGCGGUAUUGUUGGGUCUCUGAUAGCAUCCGGUCCGAUUCAACUUAUAGUUGCCAGCUUCAAGCAGAAUAUCUGCAAAGAACUAAAACUGAGGCAAUUGGCAGAAUCUGCAGCAGCUGCUGGAUGUGUGCUUGGCAAUUCAGAAAAGGUAAGAUCUUCAUUUGAAAUUGCAGGAACCAUAGAAGGUGAAGGGCAUUGCACGUCGCCAACAUCUCCACAUUCAGAACAAACAAAUGGUACUGAAGCAUUUACAGCUGAUCCUCAAAACAUCUUCGCGCAAGUGGAGCCCCCUUUAGACUCAAGAAAUGAAGAUCUCUAGAUGCUUGCCUGCGACUCUUAGUAUAGUUGUUAAAAAUUGAAAUUCAACUCUCUUUUUCCUUUUUUUUUUCGUGUCAACCUCUUAUCACAACGCCUAAAAUAUGAUAUCAGUGAAAACCUUUUAUCAUGAAAAUCGAGUAUAAAAUAGAUCCAAAAGUUUUUGAAAAAAUGUAAAUCUUAUUAACACAACAUAUGGUGAGCUCAGAAUAAGAGCAUAGUAUUAUAUUCAGUUGCAAUGAAUAAUCCCUGGCUUGAUCAAACAU